Alligator sinensis (Chinese alligator) is the source of this 3641-nucleotide messenger RNA. RefSeq names its product ubinuclein 2 (gene UBN2). NCBI's taxonomy places the organism in Eukaryota, Metazoa, Chordata, Crocodylia, Alligatoridae. The record is from RefSeq and is a predicted model, not a curated record. Gene Ontology annotation, cellular component: nucleus. The coding region runs from base 1 to 3471 and encodes 1156 amino acids. The transcript has 16 exons.
AUGCCCAAUGCAAAGCGACUGUUGCAAACAGAUCUUAUUCCAUGCAGAAAAGAACUACAGCUGUUACGUAAAUAUGAAAGGUUACUGGAGACUUCUCAACAGAAUCUUUUCUCGGAGCCGCCGCGUCAGGGCACCCGGCAGGAGCCUCCGCCGCCGCACGAGGCGCCCGCGCCGCGCCGCACGGUCCGUCUGGAGCUGGUGCUGAAGGACCCGACCGAGGAGGGCUGCGUGGAGUUCAGCUACCCCGAGCUGCUGCUGUGCGGGGACCCGCGGAGAAAAUCUGCCCACUCAGAAGAUCCGUUUAAUGAUGAACAGCGUGAACGGCAUGAGGUGGAAAUGCUGGCCAAGAAGUUUGAGGCAAAAUAUGGUGGGAAGUCUCACAAGCAUCGGAAGGAUCGCCUGCAGGAUCUGAUUGAUAUAGGCUAUGGCUAUGAUGAAACAGACCCUUUCAUUGAUAAUUCUGAAGCUUAUGAUGAAUUGGUUCCUGCAUCUCUGACAACCAAAUAUGGAGGGUUUUACAUCAACACUGGAACGCUGCAGUUCCGUCAGGCAUCUGAUUCAGAGGAUGAAGACUUUGUAGAAGACAAAAAGCACAGGUCACCUAAAGUAUCCAAGUUAAAAGAAGGAGAGGACCAUGGGAUGAAGAAGCGCAAGAGGAAAGAGGAAGGGACAGAGAAGGAGAAAAAGCCUCGAAAAAUGAAAGUUCCUAAGCAGUUGGGAGUAAUAGCCUUGAAUUCACACAAGUCUGAGAAGAAGAAGAAGAAGUUGUACAAGGACUCGCUUUCUCUUGCUGCCAUGCUCCGGAAGUUCCAAAAGGAGAAGGAAGCCUUGAGGCAGAAAGAAUCCAAUCCAAAAACUCCAGUGACUGUUGCAACCUCCACCUCCAUCUCUGCUCCUAAUAAACCUCCUUCCUCCUCUGCCAGCACUGGAAAUGAUGUUUCUGACUUGAACCUCAGGGUCCCUGAUCCUGUCCUCUCCAUUUUUGGUAGCACAAGUGAGCGUGAGCUCUUGCAGGAAGCUGAAAGUGCUCUGGAGAUGUUGGGAGAUAUUGACUUUGACAAGCUGCUUGAUGGCGCCUCUGAUGGCAGCCCAGUGUCUGAGCUGUCAGGAGAAAACGGAAAUGCCACUCAGCCAACCCAAACCUCUCAGGUCAUGACACCCAAGCAGGUGCCUGCCCUCCCAGAAGGUCUGCCUGUACUACUUGAAAAACGCAUUGGAGACCUUCGAAUAGCUGCCAAGUUGUUUGAUGAAGAAGGCAGGAAGAAAUUUUUCACACAGGACAUGAACAAUAUUCUGCUGGAUAUUGAGCUACAGUUACAGGAGAUAAAUCCUGCCAUCCGCAAUGGAGUGUACUCCCACCUUGAGGCUUUUGUGCCAUGCAAUAAGGACACACUGAUAAAGCGUCUGAAGAAGUUGCACCUCAAUGUCCAGGAUGACCGUUUGAGGGAACCACUGCAAAAACUGAAGCUGGCUGUCAGCAAUGUCAUGCCUGAACAGUUAUGCAAAUACCAGGAAGACUGCCAGGCCCGCAGUCAAGCCAAAAAUGCGAAAUUGCUAGCAGAAGAUGAACGAGAGAAGAAUGGGUCGGAGGAAGAUGAUGAGGAGAAGCCAGGAAAGAGGAUUGUGGGGCCAAGAAAGAAAUUCCACUGGGAUGAUACUGUGAGAGGUUUGUUGUGUAACCUUGUCAAGAUCAAGCUGGGAUGUUACGAACUAGAGCCAAAUAGAAGUCAGUCUCCGGAAGAUUACCUCAAGACCUUUAUGGAAACAGAAGUGAAACCGCUCUGGCCUAAAGGCUGGAUGCAGGCUAGGAUGCUCUUUAAAGAAAGCCGAAGUGUUCACAAUCAUCUCACUUCUGCUCCGGCAAAGAAGAAGGUGAUUCUGGCACCUAAACCCAAAGUGAAGGACUCAAGUCCAAAGAAAGAGCAGAAAACCUGUGCAUCUUCAGUGACUUCAACUUGUGCUACAACAUUGAAUUCCAGCACAUCUGUCAGUACUCCGAACAGCUCUGUCUGUACACCAGCUCCAGAAACCAUUUGCCUGGAUGACUCGCUGGAUGAAGACCUCUCUUUCCAUCCACCCUCACUGGAUUCUAUUUCUGAUGCUCUGGCAGUUAUCAACAAUGGAGCAAAGGGCUCUCCUCUUGGGUCCACUAUUGACACACCAACCUCAAGACCUCGCCCUGGGCUAAGGGAAGAAAAGCUAGCAAGCAUAAUGAGUAAGUUGCCUCUAGCAACCUCAAAGAAAGUAGAGUCAGCUCAGACUCCACAUUCAUCAAGUCUUAUUGCUGGUCACACAGGGCCAGUACCAAAGAAACCCCAAGAUUUGGUUCACACUGGCAUCUCUUCAGGCCUUAUUGCUGGAUCUUCAAUUCAAAACCCUAAGGUUUCCUUAGAACCUUUGCCAGCCAAACUACUUCAGCAAGGACUACAGAGGUCAAGCCAGAUCCAAGCUGCUUCUUCUUCACAGACCCAUAUUUCUUCUUCCUCCUCCAAGGCUCAAGCAGCUACUUCCACCCCCACUCAGAGGCCCAAGGAUGCUGCUGUCCUAGUAUCUUCUUCAGAGGCCCAAGGUGGUUCUUCCUCAACGUUACAGGUGACAAAGGUGCACCAGCAUUCAGCUGUCCAACAGAAAUAUGUCUCUCCUCUACAAGCAACUAUUAGUAAAUCACAGACCAACCCAGUGGUGAAAUUGAGUAGCAAUCCCAAACUCUCCUGUUCAUCCCCAGUCAUGAAGACUCCAGAUAAGCCAGUAGUAUACCGGCUUCCUUUGUCUAACCCCUCAUCUGGAAGCGGCUCUCAAGUAUCCCACCCACUGGUUUCUCGGACAACAUCCAGCACCUCUACCUCUACUAACUAUUUGGCCAAGGCUAUGGUGUCGCAGGUUUCUUCCCAGGGUUUCAAGCCUCCAUUCACAAUGGCUGCUUCUCCUAAACCUGCGGCCUCUCCCAAACCCACUUCAUCCAAACCCUCUGUGACACCCAAGCCCACUGCAUCACCUAAAUUCUCAUCUAAAUCCACCUCAUCCCCUAGGCCCACAACAACACCCAGUUCUUCCAGUUCAAGUGCACUAGUAUCCCAGAGUAGUCACUCCAGCAACAGUCCCCUUCAUAAACAGACCAGCGGAGUAAAUAUCAGCAGGCAGUCUCCCACAAUGAACUUGUUGCCCUCUAGUCGCACCUCAGGCCUCCAAUCUACAAAAAACCCUCAGGCCUCUUCAAAAUUGCCCAACUCUUCUCCCUCUGGAACUGUUGGCAAAAAUAACUUGAGUGGAGUCGGAAUGAAUGUACCUGCCAGCAGAGGCAGUAAUCUUAACUCAAGUGGAGCUAGUAGGACUAGUCUGUCUGGGGGAGCAGGAAGUGGAACACAGGGUGCUACUAAACAGUUGUCAACUCCACACAGACCAUCUUCUGCCUCAGGGUCUCCAGUUGUAGCAGCCACCGUGCAGGUAUGUAUUACUGGGGACAGUUCUUGAGUCUGAUCAUGAAAUUUAUCUGGUUUUUUUUUUUGGUUUUUUUUGUAACAUCUCUUUUCACAAAAGUAUUUUGAAGUAUUAUGCACAUCUUUAACAUGUGUACUGAAAUUAUUUCAUACAGGUGAAAGAGAUUUUUCCAAAUGGUCAUGAACACUUAAACUGGCAGGGAA